Messenger RNA from Drosophila gunungcola (fruit fly), 2605 nucleotides. It is a transcript of the gene CycY, whose product is annotated as cyclin-Y-like protein 1. Gene Ontology annotation, molecular function: protein kinase binding; cyclin-dependent protein serine/threonine kinase activator activity. The transcript has 3 exons. Bases 378 to 1604 code for a protein of 408 amino acids. Gene Ontology annotation, biological process: regulation of cyclin-dependent protein serine/threonine kinase activity; regulation of canonical Wnt signaling pathway. Gene Ontology annotation, cellular component: plasma membrane. NCBI's taxonomy places the organism in Eukaryota, Metazoa, Arthropoda, Insecta, Diptera, Drosophilidae. The record is from RefSeq and is a predicted model, not a curated record.
GUAAUUAAACCAAAAACGCGAGAAAAACAAUUAAGAUGUGUGAAAAUAGGCGGAAUAACUAAACGCUCUGCUGGCGGACAUCAACCGAUCGGAUAAACGCUCGCCGGCAGCGGUAAUUGUGGAGCGAUAGAAACGCCAGCGCCAUGCCCAUAGACAUAGACGCCCGACGACGACCAAGUGCCAAAAGCGAGAACCGAGCGUGAGCGACUGCCAGGAGCAGGAUCCGAUUCGCAUCCGUUUCCGGUGUCCGGAGUCCGGAGUCCAUCCGCUAGUCAAGAGAGAUAGAGAGAGAGAGAGAGAGAGAGUGAGAGAUCGAGUGCCAAGCCAAGUUGCAUUUAGAUUGAGCCCCGACCCACGCAACUGAAAGCCACAGCGACAUGGGCAACAAGAACUCGUGCUGUGCGUACUCCAGUCCGCAGUCGGACCGCAAGUCCAAGGACCUGCCGCCGGUGUUCGAGGAGCGCCACCAGCUGAGCCAUCCGCCGCACACGUCGCAGCACCAGCUGGAUGGGCAUGGGCACCAUGGCUCUUCGUCGGCGGUGCACCUGCACCACCAUCACCAUCACCAUGGCCAUAAUCAGCAGCAGAAUCAGCCAGGCGGCGGCGACAACUUCGAGAAUCAGCAGAAUCUGCAGCACAUCUCCGAGCGCGAGGCGACGGAGGGCGAGGAGGAUCCGUCGGUGGACCCCACGGCGGCCACCAUGUUCCUGGAGCGAUCCAAGGUGGAGAACGGCGGCAUGACGCGCAAGCGUUCGCAGCAGCAGAUUGCCCAGCAGGCGGGAGGAGGUGGCGGCGGCGGCGGCAGCACACCCGGUGGCAAUAGUUGCGGCGGAGGCAUCGGCGGUGGCGGCGGCGGCAUGAAGAAGAGCUCCUCCUGCUCGACGAUCUAUCUGGACGACAGCACCGUGUCGCAACCGAAUCUGAAGAACACGGUCAAGUGCGUCUCGCUGGCCAUUUACUAUCACAUCAAGAACCGGCAGUCGGACCGGCGGCUGGACAUCUUCGACGAGAAGCUGCAUCCACUGACCCACGACCAGGUGCCGGAUAACUACGACACUCACAAUCCGGAGCACCGCCAGAUCUACAAGUUCGUGCGCACGCUCUUCAACGCCGCCCAGCUGACGGCCGAGUGUGCCAUCAUCACGCUAGUCUACCUGGAGCGGCUGCUCACCUACGCCGAGCUGGACGUGGGUCCCUGCAACUGGAAGCGCAUGGUGUUGGGUGCAAUACUGCUCGCCUCGAAGGUGUGGGACGAUCAGGCCGUUUGGAAUGUGGACUACUGCCAGAUACUCAAAGACAUCACCGUGGAGGACAUGAACGAGCUGGAGCGCCAGUUCCUCGAGCUGCUGCAGUUCAACAUCAACGUGCCGUCGUCGGUGUACGCCAAAUACUACUUCGACCUGCGGACGCUGGCCGAGGCCAACGAGCUGAACUUCCCCACGGAGCCGCUGUCCAAGGAGCGGGCCCAGAAGCUGGAGGCCAUGUCGCGGGUGAUGCAGGACAAGGUCACCGCCGAGGCGCUGAAGAAUGGGAUCAAGAAGUGGUCCUCCAUGGACAACAUCAGUCAGGGCGGGCCGCGUCGCAGCGUGGCCAUACUAUCGUGAUUUAUAUUAGCUAACUAAAACAGCAGAGCAACCAUCAGCAGCAAUGAGUCAAGCGAUCCGUAUUCUGUGUGUAGAAGUCCGUAGGUCCGAUCGAUCUUUACUUGAGAACCGUACAGCUCCCCCCUCUCUAAUUCAGAGAUUCAUUUCGCAGGCCACCCGACGGAGUUCACUCUGCGGGAGGGUUUUUAGCCAGCACCUGAUGCCCACAGCUAAAUAUGUGCAGAAUCACACUAUUAUAUAUACACACACACACACACACACACAAAACGUUUUAACCACAAGUCUCGAAUUAAGGACCACUUUUUACAUAUACAUGCCAACGGAUGUAUAUUCUUGUAAGCGAAACUACCGAUGCAGUCAAGGAUUUGGGGGGAUUUUAAUGAGAUACAGAUGAAGGAAGUACUACAGCAACGCGUAACCAAUUGCCAAACGAUAGAAAAUCACAGAAACCGUAAAGAAUUGUUUGUAAAAAGGCUUAAAUAUUGUAAUUGACUCGGCCACCCUGCUGGCAAAUGGCAAUUAAUCAAUUUAAUCUCAACGCUUGGCCUCGGCUGAGAAAUCGUCAUUCACUUAGCGUCCGCUCCGCGCCCACAACAUAUUUCCCUGUACAUUUCUUACGAAUUUAAUUUGUUUAGUUUGCCCAAUUUUCUGAAUACCUUAAUAUGAUUUCGUGUGAUUCUUAUAGUUUCCAUUUAGCUUUAUACGAUGAACGUUAUUCAUUAUUCGGCUUACCCGCGUCAGGCUUCAGGCACAAACGAAAGGGGGCGCGGCCUGCGGCAAGUUGAUUUGUUUUUUAUUUGGUUCUUAGCAUUAGAAAACAAACAUAAGAUGAGCAAGAGCAGGAGCAAGAGUAUGAAAGAGCACAGCGCAAUAUUAACCCAAAAGAUUUGUGAGUAAAUUAAUGUACUAGACAUAUAAGGAUACGAAUUAUAUGCAAAAUGUAUUUUAUUUUGUAAUUUAUUUUACGAUAAAGCUAAAUAAAAGCAAAUCAAAGAAAUAGA